Molecule: messenger RNA, 1446 nt
Organism: Penicillium roqueforti
Lineage: Eukaryota; Fungi; Ascomycota; Eurotiomycetes; Eurotiales; Aspergillaceae
Exons: 3
Coding region: 1-1446 (481 amino acids)
Biological process (GO): regulation of transcription by RNA polymerase II
Cellular component (GO): nucleus
Source: RefSeq, a predicted model, not a curated record
AUGUAUGAUUCGGAUGAUGCUUUUAAUCGGUCGCCUCCUCUGGAGGCGAUGAAACCCAACUAUGGAGAAAGCGAAACACUACCACCAUUUGUUUCCGCGAGCGAAAAAGAAGCCGACGCAGAGGGUUCUCGUAAGCCCAACCAGCUGAAACCUCAGAACUCAACCCGUGAGGGCGACCGAGUGCUGAUGGAGUAUCUAGCUCCGCACCACCCUGAGAUUGCCGCGGCGGCAAGGAUUUCUCCAUUGGAACCAUUACCCGGGAAUCUAAAAAAUCAUAAACAGCCGCCUGACUUUGAUCCCAGAGAUUCAAAGAGGUUAAAUUCGUCCGCAAAGGAGGGCCAAUCAAAACCGGAACUCAAGGCAGCCCCGGGACCAGUCUCGGGCUCGGCCUCACAUAAGAGUAAACCCCCCCGGAGGAGAUCGCUCCCAUUCAAGCCUAUACAACCAGAUAAUAAGGUGAAAGAUGAGUUUGUACCAAGAGAGCGACUUCAAUCAUUAAGUGGCUCGGUUCAACGACCCCAACAAGUGUUGCCCCAUCUCAAAACUCCUCCGGAAAGAGAGCCCCAAAUUCCCCUCCCAUCAUUAAAAUUGAUCCAAUCAUCUUCUGGAUCGUGUCUUGCAAAGUCUCCAGACAGCAAUAAACAAACGCUGCCGUCAAUUCACAAAGCUCUCAGCGCAUUGUCAGACUUCGGCGCCCCAACAGUCAACACAAUGUCAUCGCCCUUCCCCUUCUCCUCCUGUCCCGGAUCAAGUACAUCGGGAAAUGAUUCUCCAUUCGACCGCACUUUUCCAGGAAAGUUUUCCAUUCCUGCAAGUCCAUUUUCUCACUUCUCGCCGGUGAGCAUGAAGGACUCACCUACCAACCCUUCUCCGGCCUCGCACUCGUCCUUCUGGCGCGGACCACCACAUUCUGAGAUGCUGUCUGUCCAGACUCCGUACGACGCUUCCCCUAUGACUGCCCAGAAUCCAGCGACCAGUUACCCUACACCCACGGAACAGGUUGGCGCUAGUAUGGGUGAUCGGCAUUCGCUUGCUGCGUCCACUCCCCAGGCCAAUGGCCCCCUGGGUAGUUACAGGUGUACACAUUCUGGCUGCACUGCUGCACCCUUCCAAACUCAAUAUCUCCUCAACUCUCAUGCAAACGUGCACUCACAAGACCGCCCACACUUCUGCCCGGUAGAGGGCUGUCCACGCGCACUAGGCGGAAAAGGUUUCAAGCGUAAGAAUGAAAUGAUGCGCCAUGGCCUCGUGCACAACUCCCCAGGCUACGUCUGUCCCUUCUGUCCAGACCAGCAACACAAAUACCCGCGACCCGACAAUCUUCAACGACAUGUUCGUGUACAUCAUGUCGACAAAAACAAAGAUGAUCCCAUUCUCCGACAGGUUCUCGCGCAACGGCCGCUUGGUAGCACCCGCGGGAGAAAACGAAGGAUGAACAAUACAUGA